AUGUCGGAAAAGCAAAAGGGCAUCUCCCUCCGCAAGAAGCGGGGGGACAAGAGCAAAAAGGCCCCGCCCGUUAUCAGCGCGCCGCGUCAGAUUAGCGCGCCUAUGCCCGUGGCCGUCGCUCCAUCUUCACUGCCAGGCUCCGGACGCCCUUCAAACGAAUCCAGCAGAUCUAGGACGAGACAAGAUGCUCCGCCUCCGCAAGCAAACCCUCAGCGGCCAGAUAAGACGGCCGCUUUGGUCAAGAGGAGGUACUCGCAAAAGGUCACGACGAACCCUCCUGACUUCAGGGACAGAGCGCCUAUGCCGCAGAUGCCUGUACAGUACCGGCAGGACAGGGAGCCGAGCCAGACGAGAGAGCCCAGGCAGCAAGGCAUAGACCCCAACUUGAAAGUAGAACAAUAUGUAUCCACCAUCCUCGCAGAUGCCUCCGAAGCCGACAUAAACCGCUACCAAGACGAACUGCGCAAGACCAAGCACCGCACUUCCCUCGAUCUUCAGCACAACGUAUACCAAAACCGCACACAAUUUAUCAAGAUCAGUAAAGAAGCGGAGAAGCUCAAGGGUGAAAUGCGAACUUUGCGCCAGUUAAUGUCCGACUUGACCACCACACUUGAGCAGACAGCAUCGGCCACUGGCGCAAACAACGAUGCUGCAAGCAACAGGAGAGCCAAUAGAAGCUCGAUUGGCGACCUCAAUCAGCUGCGAGCAGGUCAACUACAACAGUUGUACAGGGAUGUCGAGGGCUCGCAGAAGUACCUACCUCCCAUUCCUGGACGAUACAUAGUGUGGAAGUCAGGGAAAUGGUUCGAACUAGACUCUGCAACUUUGAAAGCAAGAAGACGAGUCAGGUUACUCCUCCUGAACGAUCACCUUCUGAUUGCGACAGAAAAGAAGGCCCGCAACGAUAUUCCCGGGCAGCGUGAGGGCAACCGAACGAACAUGGAAUUUACCGCGCAGCGAUGUUUUCCGUUACUAGACACUCACGUCACAAGGACGCCAGAAGAGCGCAUCAUUAUCCGUGCGGGCGCGGAAACAUUUACCUAUGACACCAAGAAAGAAGAUAGCGGUGACAAGUCUGCUUUCGUUGCAACCUUCCGCAAAACUAAAGAUGACUUGCGCAAGAGUCAAGAAGCUGAUGUACAAGAAAAGGACCGGACUCAGGACUCGUACAGCCACUUGCUUUCUCGUGACCCUGCGCUCAUGAACAGGACAGAGCUUCUCGACAAUCUUUCCGAUGGUAUCAACAACGAGCAAGCUAACACAUUCAUGGACGUAGAUGGCCAGAAGCGAAAUGUCCGUUGGGUGGAAAGCCAAUUGGACGACUUGGACAUUGAGAUUGCGCUGCAGCAUUUCGAGGAAGCAGUGGUAAAAGUUGAUCGACUCAAGUCACUUGCGAGGAACAUCCGUGGCAACGAAAUGGCAAAAGCUAUUGUAACAUACAAGGUCAACGAGCGCGCCGCUAAAUUAGCAAACGUACUGGUCAAACACAUGGUAGAACACAACAACUGGUUCUCCUCUGUCCGGCAGCACGUCAGCUGGGUCGUCCAACUAGGUUUCGAAGACAGAGCGCGCGAAGAUUAUCUCGAGGCUCGUGGUAACCUCAUCAAAACUCGCUCACGUCAAUGCGUUUUCGAAGGCAAUCUACCAGACUACAUUUUCCAAAUUUCAUACAUCUACUUCACCAUCAUUAAAAACACAGUCGACAUGUUCCAGCGCUGUUUCCCCCAGCAACUCAUGUCUGCCUGUGUGAAAUGGGCCAAAGAACAUAUUGACCAGUUCAACGUGCUACUCAAACGGCAGCUGAGCAGUGUGGAGGAGGGAGGAAACGUGUGGAACGAGUGUCUGAGGUUGGCGCAUGAACAUGCGGAAAUGCUGAGGGAUGUUGGGUUGGAUUUUACGGAGUUAGUCGGGAGGGGUGUCGGGGAAGAGGAGGGGGAGGAUGCCAAGACACCGGUGGGGUUGGGUGUGUCGUAGAUGUAUCGGGAAUCGUGUAAAUAGCGUAAUGUGACAUAUGAGAUGUAUCGCAUCUUGUGAACUCGGCCUUG
Molecule: messenger RNA, 2045 nt
Organism: Bipolaris maydis ATCC 48331
Lineage: Eukaryota; Fungi; Ascomycota; Dothideomycetes; Pleosporales; Pleosporaceae
Source: RefSeq, a predicted model, not a curated record